This is a messenger RNA of Eutrema salsugineum, 2156 nucleotides long. Its product is annotated as bZIP transcription factor 49. Gene Ontology annotation, molecular function: DNA-binding transcription factor activity. Lineage: Eukaryota; Viridiplantae; Streptophyta; Magnoliopsida; Brassicales; Brassicaceae. The transcript is spliced from 2 exons. The record is from RefSeq and is a predicted model, not a curated record. Gene Ontology annotation, cellular component: nucleus; endoplasmic reticulum membrane. Bases 9 to 1988 code for a protein of 659 amino acids.
AUCCAACAAUGGCGGAACCAGUUAUGGUGGAGAAGAAUCAUACGCCUGACACUGAUCCUAGUACUCCAUGCUUCUCUUCUGAAUUCGAUUCCAUCGCAAACCCCCCACCUCCCUUUGCUGAUAAUUUCUACAAUUCUAGCUCCGAUCGAGCUCUAAUUGGGAAACCAAUCUCCGAUCUGAGGUUUUUAAUAGACGGUGACGGUGACUUUGAGUUGAUUUUUGACAGUGUCGACGACCUCUAUUUUCCUUCUGAGAACGAAUCGUUCGUCAUUCCUGUUGGUGCUACGAACGGUGAGAUUUCCGGUGAUUUUACGCCGGUGACGAGAAUUUCAGGCGAUCGUGUGCUUUGCUGCAAUCUGGAAUCGCCGAGGGAUUCCGAUUGCUCCGGUACUGCGCGGAGCUUGAGUUUAUCCUCUCAGGAGUCGGCGAACGGCGUCUCUGAUGUCUCGGAGGCUACAAUUGCGUCGUCUGUAUCAGGAAUCGUGGCGGUCGAUCAGAAGUUUAAGACGGAGGAGGAAGCUUCUACGACAUCCACUAGGAAGAGAAAAAAGGAGAGUGAAGAAGAAACAAGCGAGGAUUCUAGGAACAGUAAGUACAGGAGAUCAGAUGAAGAUGGCGUUGCAAGUAUUGUCACAGGUGGCGAAGAAGAUGAUGAGAAGAGGAACGCGAGACUGAUACGGAACCGUGAAAGUGCUCAGCUCUCGAGACAGAGGAAGAAACAUUACGUAGAGGAGCUAGAAGAAAAGGUUAAGAAUAUGCAUUCCACAAUAACGCAGCUAAAGAGUAAGAUCUCUUACUUUGUGGCUGAGAACGCCACUCUGAGGCAGCAAGUAGGUUCCGGAAGAGGCAUGUGUUGGAAACCGUCGGGAAUGUAUCCACCGUUGGCUCCGAUGCCUUAUCCAUGGAUGCCGUGUCCGGCUUAUAUGGCUAAACCGCAAGGUUCUCAAGUGCCUUUGCUUCCUAUUCCUCGGUUGAAACCACAACAAUCAUCGGUGGCUAAGGUGAAGAAGUCAGAAGGUAAGACCAAGAAGGUUGCUAGUAUUAGUGUUCUUGGUCUUGUGUUUUGUUUGUUUUUGUUUGGUGCAUUGGCUCCGAUUUUGAACUUUAGCUAUGGAGGAACUAGCGGUGUCUUUUAUGGUGAGUAUGAUCGGCUUAGAGGAAGAGCUUUAGAUGUCAGUGGCCACUGUGGGAGAUAUUCUGAUCAAGGAGUGAGAAGAAACGUGUCUGCAACAGUGGACUCUGUGUCUCUUGGGAAUGGUAGUGAACCUCUAGCUGCAUCUCUGUUUGUUCCGAGGAAUGAAAAGCUUGUGAAGAUCGAUGGAAAUUUGAUUAUUCAUUCUGUUUUGGCGAGCGAGAAAGCCAUGGUUUCUGUAACGAAGAAUGAAGGACAAAGCGGUGUAGAACUUACUAAAGGUUUUUCUCCUUCACUGCCUAAGCACCUCUAUAGCGAAAAACAGAAAGGUCUCUCAUCUUCUAACUCUGAUGAUUCUUCGGAAGACCAACUUGAAUCAACCACAGCUAAUGGUAAAAUGCAGCAAUGGUUUCGUGAAGGUGUUGCAGGACCACUGUUCGGUUCGGGGAUGUGCACCGAAGUGUUUCAGUUUGAUGUCUCCUCAACCUCAGGGGUCAUCAUUCCUGCUUCUCCAGCUACGCAACAGCCCAAGAACACCACUGAUUCAUAUAACAGAAAGAAUAACAGAAGAAUCCUCCGUGGUGGUCUUCCAGUAUCCGAUCUUAAUCUAGCCAAAGAUCAAAACAGCUCUAGCAAAGAGAACUUUCGCACAAGUACAACCAAGCCAGACCCAUCAAUGGUUGUAUCGAUGCUUGUUGAUCCCAGAGAAGGCAGUGAUGGAGACACCGAUGGUACAAUGAGAGGAACAAAAUCACUGCCCCGAGUUUUCGUAGUCGUGCUUGUGGACGGUAUGAAGUAUGUAACAUACUCAUGCCUUCUUCCACGACCAGAAGUCCCUCAUCUUGUGACCACUUGACUUGCUCUAUAUAUAAAAUCCACAAGAAGAACGGAGUUUAUACGUUGCAUUCCAGUAGAUUGCCACUUAGUUUUAUCGUCAGCCUGUACUGUUGUUCGAUUCUUGAAUCGAGAUAUAGGAUCCUAACCCUGUAAUCUUUAGAUCUUUGAUAAUCAGAGAAAGUUAUAC